ACACAACAUAAGCCAGGAGGUGACAUCGCAUCAGGAUAAUAAACCUAAAGGCAACUUUCACAAGCAGAGAAAAGGUGGGGAGUCCAAGAAAGGAUCAGCCCUUAGGAGAAUCAGCACAGAAUGUGCACAAUGCAACUGUUAUCUGUACCACAAACACUUUGACCAUAUGCAGACUAACCAAGAAAAUACAAUGGCAAAGAAAUCUGAAGAACACCUACAAGAGCAAGUAUCCCGCCUCAGCGCUCUAACAGUGGAGAAUGUGACAAAAUUAGAGUUGCAGUAUGAAUCUAUUGAUGGAGUUCUCCAAGAGAGGCAGAAAGUGGAGAAAUAUAUCCAGAAGACCCAGCAGUCAGGAGAACUACAGAGGAGCACAGGGUCCUUACUUCUCACAGUGCAAGAACAAGAUUCCCAACGUUUGCGGAAAAGCAGGAUAAACACAACGAAAGGUGGUAACAAUAAAGUGUUUACAUCAAGUGAUUCUGUACCACAAAUUCAUAGCAAGGUACUGUCUUCAGAGUCCAAGCAGCCAGUGAAUGUAGGAAAAUGUAAGAACAUCCAGACUCAGACGGAAGAUAGUUGGCAUGAUAUAUCAACAGCCAUUAGAUCACCAGUCAUUAGUAAAUGCGCAGAGACUCCUGAGCCAGAUGGUAUAGAGACAAAAAUGUCUACUUCAAAGGCAACUGAACAACGUUCUAUCACUACUGAAAACACAAUGGUCAGCAAGUCUUCAGAUUCAGCAACUGGUGAGAUGCCUGGACAAUCAGAGAAUCCUUUAUAUUUUGAAGAUGAUCCUCCUCUGCAAGGUGAAGUAGUCUGCGAAUUCUGCCACAUGCCUAAAAAAACAAUUCCAUCAGUAGAACAGAUUGUUUCAGAACCUGGUGAAACGCUAUUUUGCUGUGUGAAAAACCAAGAACUUUUUCAAUUUCUCAUCAUGAAUAGCAUUGAGCUAUAUACACCAGAGGAUGCUGAGGAAAAGAACAAGGCUGAAAUACAGCUACCUGAAAUGUCUAAUGAGAUGAAAGCUCAGCAUGGACUAAGAGAAGAUAUUGAUUUAUAUAUACCAGAGGAAGCUGAGGAAGAGAAUGAAGGUGAAACAAAGCCACCUGACAUGUUGAAGGAGUUGAAAGCUGUGCAUUGCCUAAGGGAAGAGUUAAAGAAAAUAAAUACAAAGCAAUAUAUCACAUUACUAGUGGAUCAUAUUAGAACAUGUGGAUCUCUUUUUAUGACAGAGAAAAUAACAUUUUCACUGGCAUCAGCUAAUGGCAGAUUCAUAAAUAACUUACAAGCAGCUGAUCUAAAUUCUGAUCCAGUCCACUCUAUUGACGACUACUUCAUUCAUUUUCCUGUGUUGGACAAUAAGCUGGCAAAAAUGCCCAGUGAGACUAUCAAUAAACGUUACAGCUCAGGACAGGAUUUCCUCAUCAUCUUUCCAGAUGGGACAGGACAGGUUCUAUAUCCAUCAGGAAAUAUUGGUAUCUUGAUUGCCUGCUCAAAACCCACCCAAUUUACCUUUAUCAUCUUGGAGGAUGCCGAGGAUAAUCCACAGAUACAAGCCGUUUUCAUGAGUAAUGGUCAUGCAGCCUGCUACCAUCAGAACGGGAUGCUUUGGACUGUGCUGGAUCCUUUCGGUGGCUUUUACUUUGAUGAGAGUGGGACAUGGAAGAAACAUUGGACUUGGUGGGAUGUCAGCCAGCAUGUGCAUGCUCCCCCCUUUCAGUCAAUCACUUUGAAGCUAAAUCCCAAUGUUGAAGUUAAAAUGUUAACCCAAGAUCAAAUCUACCUUUCAUUCACAAAAGAGAAAGAGAGAGUUACAUUCAACGUUGGGUCUAAACUUAUGUUAAAAGAUCCGAAGAAUAUCUUCCAACUGAAGACAUGGAUUGAUGAGACUGAAUGGUACCUGUAUUCAAAAAGACAUCAAACCUACAGUCUAUUAAAUAGGAUGAAGAAUUUGCUGAGAAUUUCAAAUAGUUCUCAAAGCACAUUUGAGACAAUGCAAAAAUAUAUUUGCCAGGUACAAAAAUCAUUAAACUACAUUAGUGGACUUGUAAGCAAGAAAUAGACUGUUCUAAAGUGCAAAAAAUGGAAGUAAUACAGGAAAAUAUGUCCUCUAUGAAGACCCAUCAACCCCCACCGCAGUAGAAACUUCACAUCAAAAUCUGAUUCACAGAAUGUGCAGAAUAAGAAGAAAGAAGCAUCAAAUAGAAGUAAAAAGCAGAAAAGAACAUUGAAAAAGUAACAGAAAUACAAAUAGACUUAAAAGGUGUAUUUCUCAGUAUGUUCAAUAAUCUUAUAUUCUGUUAUUGUAUUAGUACCCAGUGAUAAUUACAAGUUUAACAUACUGCAGACUGGUGCAGACAGACAUUUGGUGAACGUUAUAGGAGGAUUGAUUAUUAUUGUCCGUAUAGGAGUAUGAGAUAUAAAGGCUAAUGGAACACUAAAGCCAGCAAGAUUUAAUUGAAAUAACAGUAGUUUAAAAAGCUACAACUUUGAUGAACCAUUCAUCUAUGCAUAUAAGAAAUAUAAUCUGAGUAACACCUAUGAUAGGUGUUGAGAGAGUAUUAUCCUCUCUGUGACAAACAGUAUAUGUUGAUAUUUACUGGAGAUAGCAUGCAUUAGAUGAUAAUAGAUGAAAUUCACAGUGCCUUCUGUAUUUUCAAUACCACAAUAGCAAAGCGUCAGUAACCCCUGAACCGGCUGCACUGAUCUGAGUAUUAUUAGCCAGCAUCUGAGGCGAAUGAGACACAGUGCAUAUUGACUGGCCUAAUCUAUAUUUCCAUUGACUAGCAUCAGUAAUGGUCUCUCAACACGCAUAUAAUGCUGUAGCACAUGCGUGGUAGCAGAACCACGAAGUUUGCUAUAUAGUCUUGCCUUUUACACACUCUGUACUCUUUUCAACACCAGAGCAGGUUCAGUGUCAGUAGCUCUCUCAUUGGCUGCACUGACCCUUGGGUCACCAACCAAAAGCAGAAGUGAAUGAGACACUCUCCGUUGAUGCUCUGGAACUGUCUAUGACUCUAGAGACUGGCACAAGCAAGGGUCUCUCACCUACGUAUAUAAUGCAAUAGCACAUACGAGGCAGCAGAACCAAGAAAUAUGCCUUAAGGUCUUGACUAAUUCUCUGCUGGUGUCAUUCAUAAAUUUACUCUCCAUUAAUUGAGAGGGCUAAGGCCCGUCGGAGUUUAUAGAUUACUUGUACCUUUUAUUUUGUUACAUGUUGUAUUGUAUGUAAUGUGUUUAUAUUUCGCCUUUUUAGAUAAAGAGAGUACAAUCUCCAAACCAUUUUAAUUAUUGAUCUACAAUAAAAGUUAAGUUUCAAUAGAUUGUUUUUCUAUUUCUAUCUUUCCCCCUUUUUUUCUUUCCCUAUUAUUGAUCCAAUGGUGUAGCACAUGCAUUCGAACACCAAUUGAGUGCCCCAUUAUAGGAGAGUUCUUGUUUACCUUCCUUGGUAAAGUUCUGUAUAAAAAAUUUGGUGAACGUUU
Messenger RNA from Pseudophryne corroboree (corroboree frog), 3479 nucleotides. It is a transcript of the gene ERICH6B, whose product is annotated as glutamate rich 6B. The transcript is spliced from 15 exons. The record is from RefSeq and is a predicted model, not a curated record. Bases 167 to 2059 code for a protein of 630 amino acids. NCBI's taxonomy places the organism in Eukaryota, Metazoa, Chordata, Amphibia, Anura, Myobatrachidae.